CGGUCGUCAUCUGUGCGGAUACUCUUGCGUGUUUUCAUUAAUUUCCACUUUUUCAACAAACAUUCGCUUUCGUUCGGACAAUCUCCCCCAGUGUAGAUUGUUUCUGGUUUCAGCAUUAAGUGCAAUAUCACAACACCGGGCCACGAAGGGCACAGAAAGCGUACCACGAAACUGAAAUCGCAAGCUAACCCACUUCCCGAUCAAUUGUUUACGCUCACUUAAUUCCACCCGGCAGCCAUGAACGUUUUACAGAAAGUGUACAUUUUUAACUCGUCACCAAUCACCAUGGUCCGCGCAGCACAGUCCUGCACCAUGCGCUGGUACAGUUCCACCGGUAACGAGGCAAAGUUCCCGAAGAAUGUUAUCGAACAUCUCAGCACAUCCCAAGAGCAACCGACCAAUGGAGUAAUCUACGACAAGAAGCCGUUCCGGAUGGAGCUGGAGGAAGGAAAACGGUACUCAUGGUGCCUCUGUGGCCGGUCGAAGGGACAACCCCUGUGCGAUGGAACCCAUAAACUAACGCAAUACAAAAUCACGCAUCGUCCUAUUCGCUUCCAGGUGGAGAAGACUGGCACGUAUUGGUUGUGCAACUGCAAGCAAACCAAACAUCGACCGUUCUGCGAUGGAACGCAUAAAUGCGAGGAAGUGCAAAAGAUAUCAGGAAAGUAGAAUAGUUGCAUUUAGUGCAUAUUUAAUGCAUUUUGUUAUAGUUGCCCAACGCUAAAACCGCUUUUGAAUGGUUGAGCUAACGCACAUUAUAUAGAGAAUAAAGUUAGGUUUUCAAA
Messenger RNA from Anopheles coustani, 785 nucleotides. Its product is annotated as CDGSH iron-sulfur domain-containing protein 3, mitochondrial. NCBI's taxonomy places the organism in Eukaryota, Metazoa, Arthropoda, Insecta, Diptera, Culicidae. Bases 238 to 669 code for a protein of 143 amino acids. The transcript is spliced from 4 exons. The record is from RefSeq and is a predicted model, not a curated record. Gene Ontology annotation, molecular function: 2 iron, 2 sulfur cluster binding. Gene Ontology annotation, cellular component: intracellular membrane-bounded organelle.